Molecule: messenger RNA, 682 nt
Organism: Paramuricea clavata
Lineage: Eukaryota; Metazoa; Cnidaria; Anthozoa; Malacalcyonacea; Plexauridae
Source: the annotation of a GenBank genome assembly
AUGGUUUUACCAGCAGUGAUUAGUAAUGGUACUAAAACACUAAAGGUGAAUGUAAUGCUAGACAACUGUUCAACUGGUUCAUAUGUGUCUGAUGCCGCAGCGGAAGAACUUACGCUACAAGGGAAAAGCCAACAACUUGCAAUUUCAGGAACAGGCGGUACAGAGGUUAAGAAACAUUCACGUCAAGUUGAAGUGAUGGUAACCAGUCUCGACAAAACGUUUUCUGCUAAUCUACAAGCCAAUGUUCUGGAUAAUAUAUCGAGCGACACCCCAGCGUUUGAGUGGUCCAAGCUGAAGAAAGAGUGGCCCCACCUACAAUCAAUCCCGUUCCCGAAUGUUGCGAAGCGUCGACAAAUUGAUGUCCUUAUUGGAUCAGACAACCCCAUAUUUCACCAUAUUCUACAAGAGGUACAUGGAACUAAAGCGAGAGAUCCAAUUGCACGCAAGACAAGUCUCGGUUGCAUGGGUUUGUUUUGGACCUACACUUACCGAACAGUUUCGACGAUCAUCUAAAUCUUACUUCACACGCACCUACCGCACUAAUCACACCGAAGAACAAGGUCCUGAUGAUAUUCUACGACGGUUUUGGGAGCUAGAAUCCAUCGGUAUUCGAGAUGAAACGGAAAGAGAAUUGACGCCAGACGAGAAGGCAGCAGUAGCCCAAGUAACAGAUUACAUUUGA